This is a messenger RNA of Vitis vinifera (wine grape), 960 nucleotides long. RefSeq lists its product as uncharacterized. The transcript is spliced from 4 exons. Lineage: Eukaryota; Viridiplantae; Streptophyta; Magnoliopsida; Vitales; Vitaceae. The coding region runs from base 202 to 894 and encodes 230 amino acids. The record is from RefSeq and is a predicted model, not a curated record.
AGAUUGAAGAGCUCUAUGUCAGACUUUUCUUUUUCCUCUAAUAAUUAUAUAUCAUGUAUUUAUACUUUUUAAAAUUUCUGUGGUCUAAUUAAGUGAGGAAUCAUCUUCUUCUCUCUUUCUUUCUUCCACUCACAUCCAUUUUACCUCUCUCUGCUAUUUCAUCAGGUGAGUGGUUUUCAUCAAGGAAUACUAAGACUGGCGAUGGAGCCGUCACUUUUGGGGACUGCUUUUGUAGAAGGUGGCCCAGAUAGAAAAAUUAAGCUUGAUAGAAGCCCUGGGGUUGACGAGUUAUAUAUUGAGGGAUAUCUGCAAGCCAUGCUAGAUACAGUAUAUAAACAAGAAUACCUGAGGGUGAGAGUCAUUGACAACCAGGUUUUCCUCAAAAACCUACCCCCAAACAGUUCCCUUAUAGAAGAGAUCAUGGAUCGUGUGAAGGGUUUCCUUAUAAGCAAGGCAUUGUUGAAAGGAGAUUCUUCAACAACUUCUCGCCCUCUACGCCAUCUUCGAGGAGAAAGUGAAUGGAAAAUUGGACCAACGGUUCUAACUCUAUGUGAACACCUCUUUGUGAGUUUUGCCAUCCGCAUGCUGAGAAAGCAAGCUGGUAAGCUUAUUGGGAGCAUAACGUGGAAGGAAAAAUCUGAUGACGGCAAUCAGAAAGCAAUUGUGCCAAUAUCCCAAUCUGAUGGUGAGAAUCAGAAAGCAAUUGUCCCUGCAUACCACUCUGCGGAGGGGCUCAAGGUGAAGUUUAUGUGGAGAUGGGGGAUUGGCAAGUUUGUGUUGUCAGGCAUAGUAGCAUAUAUUGAUGGACGGCUAUGCCGUAGUAUCCCUAAUCCGCUAGCAAGACGUAUUGUGAGUGGUUUUUUGUUGAGCUUUCUUGAGACAGAUGAUCAUUAAUUGUGGAUAUUCUUGUAUAUAUAGGAGCGAUUUUCUUUUCAAAAUUUUGUUUGUUUGUUUUGGUCC